Passer montanus (Eurasian tree sparrow) is the source of this 8745-nucleotide messenger RNA. RefSeq names its product histone-lysine N-methyltransferase SETDB2-like. Gene Ontology annotation, biological process: negative regulation of gene expression; heterochromatin organization. The transcript is spliced from 14 exons. The record is from RefSeq and is a predicted model, not a curated record. Bases 281 to 2437 code for a protein of 718 amino acids. NCBI's taxonomy places the organism in Eukaryota, Metazoa, Chordata, Aves, Passeriformes, Passeridae. Gene Ontology annotation, cellular component: nucleus. Gene Ontology annotation, molecular function: protein binding; histone H3K9 methyltransferase activity; DNA binding.
AGGAGAAGGAGAAGAGAAGAAGCAGCAGCAGCAGCAGCAGCAGCAGCAGCAGCAGCAGCAGCAGCAGCAGCAGCAUUAGAAGCCGGCGGGGGCCGGGACGAGGCCCCGAGGGGUGCGGGAGUGACGUGGGGCCCGAGCUCUGGCCGCAGGCACGCCCCAUGCCGGCCCCCGAGCCCCAGAGGCACGCCGGCCCCUGCCCGCGGGCCCUGCGGCCGAGGCGGAGCGCAGCGAGACCCCGACCUGGGCCGGGUGACAGCUCCCCGAGCAGCUUCCCCGGAGGAUGGAAGAGAAAAGCAUGCUGUGUGACUUCUUUGAAGAGGAGAAUCUUACCAGUUCCAGGGAAGAGAGUCCUGAAGGUGAUGUGAGGACAUUUUGGACACAAUUGGGAGGCAGAAGAGUGGAUGUCAUAUUUGAGCAGCUGCAAAACGUGCUGUCGUUGCUGAAGGAAAAGAUCAAGAAUGGAACUGCAACAAACCAAGAAUGCUGGCAGGCUUGGGCACUGGUGAAUGAAGCUAAUCUAGGUGAUCUCUUAACCUUGGCAAAUGUAAGUGAUGAGUUGAAUGGAGAUGGUGCACAGGAAACCAAACCCAAACUGCAGCCUCUUCUGCCAGAUGACAAUGCCGUAGAGACUGUAGAAGCUUCUGACAGUGAAAAAGAGGACACGGAAAGAACCUGCUCAGGGAGUAAAGAAACAUCUAGGAAAAUUCGAGGUUUACCUUUAAAUGUGCAGUAUCAGAACCACAAGUGCUCUAGUGCAUGUCUUGCCAACAGAGCAGUGGAUUCCUACAAGGGUGAAAAUCCUCUGAAGAUCCCAAUCCUGUUUGACUUCCAAAGACGCCAUGCAAAAGCAGACUGCCUUUCAAAGCCGCUGGAUGUGAACUACAAAGCUCCUUGUGGUCGGAGUCUGAGGAGCUUUCGAGAUGUGCGAAACUACUUGUUUGAAACAGAGUGCAAUUUCUUAUUUGUUGAUCACUUCUCCUUCAACACCUAUGUGCUGUUGGGCAGGAACACCAUGAAUCCCGAGCCCCUCGUGUUCGAGUUCGAUAUUAGCGACGGAGCCGAGUCUGUGCCCAUCUCCUUCUGUAACAACCUCGACCACGCAAGGUUGCCUUAUUUCAAGUAUCGGAAGUCGUCGUGGCCACGUGGAUAUUACCUCAACAAUCUCUCCAGCCUGUUUGUUGAUUCCUGUGACUGCACAGAUGGCUGCAUCGAUAAGUCAAAAUGUGCAUGCCUACAGCUAACAGCAAGAGGCUGUAGUAAAAUUUCUCUGUCUCCAAGUAGUAAAAGACCCCGUGGAUACCGUUACAAGAGACUGGAGGGACCUGUUCCUAGUGGGAUUUAUGAGUGUAGUGUGCUGUGCAGGUGUGACAAGCUGAUGUGUCAGAACAGAGUUGUACAGCAUGGCAUUCAAGUCAGGCUGCAAGUGUUCAACACAGAGAAGAAGGGCUGGGGUGUCCGCUGCCUGGAUGACAUCGACAAGGGGACAUUUGUUUGUACUUACUCAGGCAGAUUAAUGAGCAGAGCUGAAGUUUUGGGAGAUGCUGAGCAAGAGCUAAAGCAGAAAAGUGCAGUGAAUGAUAGAGGCCAUGACUUUUCUUCCAAAAAAAGAAAACUUGACCUUGUUCGUUCAGACUCAGUGAUUGAACUAGUGCAGACUGACAAAAAUGACAUUCUUGAGAAUCAGGAAUCUUUGUCUCACACUGUGGAUAAUGAAAAUAAAUCAACUCUGGUUCAUCUAAAGAAUUCAAAUAAUGCAACUGUGAGAAGGCCUGGAACUAGAACACUUGUUUUUUGCAAUCACCAGCUAAAAAUGGUGCACAGUGCCAGCUCAGAUGAAGAUGAAAGCUGUCAGAUUCAUCAGUCAAGCAAAACAAAACUAACCAGUGGAACAAAGAAAGGAAAAGAAAAAUCCACCCAGCAGCAGAAGGAAGAACAUCUGAUGGAAAUUGGACAGACUGACUCUGCUGGUGUAGAGAGUGCAGGAUGCAAGAGUCUGUCAGUGCAGAGUGUUGAUUGUGGCAAGUCCAGUGUGCUGGAUGACACAUGUGUUGUGAGGCCAUCCAGCAAUGCACCCCUAAACACUGACUGCAAAGGAAAUAGCAGGCAGCCAAAACAAGAUGCACUUUGUGAGGAGUCUGAGGGUGAUGAGAUGCUUCCCAAGAACACUAAUGAAGAAAAUAUUUAUAUACUGGAUGCCACAAAAGAAGGAAAUGUGGGUCGUUUUCUAAAUCACAGCUGUUGCCCAAAUCUCUUUGCACAAAGUGUGUUUGUAGAAACUCACAACAGAAGUUUUCCAUGGGUGGCAUUCUUCACAAACAGACAUGUGAAAGCUGGAACCGAACUCACCUGGGAUUAUGGUUAUGAAGCUGGAAGCAUGCCAGAGACAGAGAUUUCCUGUCACUGUGGAGUUCAGAAGUGCAGGAAAAAAACCUUAUAGGCAAAAUGUGUUUCCUACUGUCAACACAUCUUGUACCUGGGAAUUUAUACGCUGGAAGAGAUGACUGCUCAGCGAACAGCCCGCAAGUCCGUGGUGCUAAUUGCAUUCAACUAAAAUGCCUUUCACCUGAUGAUUUUUUAAAUUUACAUUUAAAUGCCACUUUUGUAGUUCACAGAAAUAGAACUGUUUGUCCUAAGAACAGACAUCAAGCCUUUCCUAGAUAAUUUCUGUUCUCCUGGUCUUCCUCCUCCCUGCUUCUAAUCCACAAGCAAAGUUCAUAGUGUACUGGAAGAAUUCCUGCUCCAUGCCAGCUGCAGCAGAGACACGACUGAUGAGAGCAACAGUUCCUUGGUGCUUUCUGUGCCCCUCCACAGUGCUGAGUUAGCAAAACUCAGGUUUCUGAACUUCAUUAUGAAUUUCAUAUUAAUUCAUUAUGCCUUUCUGGGCACUAGGAAUUGUUAAAAUACCCCUAAGCCUGUUGCAUCUGGUGGGACAGAUAGUCGUGAACAGAGAAUUAAACAGAACAGUUCUGCAGAGCUGUGUUUGUGCUACAAAAUGAGCUGGACAAGUCCUGCUGCAGCAGAAGAGAAAUGACUGGGUUUUGUUGGAUUGCACCCCUCUCCACGUUUGUGACACGCAGAGAAAUCCUUGAGAAAUCCAAUGUACCUCAUCUCAGUGCCAUAUUGUGUAUGGGACAGGUGGGCCACAGAAUUGCUUACCACAUGGUUUGUUGGUAAGAAGGAAACAAGCUGCAUUAGGAGACGAGUGCAGAUGCAGGAGGUGACUCUGAAAUGGAGCAAGGGAUGGCUGUGCAGGUGUGUGGCUUUUCAAUGUGUUGGAGCCUUGGGCAAGCAAGGAGGUGGCGCAGGUGAGCAAUUCAGACACUUGAAGAACCACUGCCAAAGGUUUCAAAAAAAAUGGUUUUAUUGAAAAUGUUGCAAAAGUAAGACUUAACAAAGUUUGAUAGUAAAGUUUCUUCUGUUAUUGCAGAGGAUAUGAUAAUGAUUUAAAGUUACCCAUACAAAAUCUAGUGGCACCGUAAUAAAAGACUGUGUACGAUGUUGGUCACUUACCAGAAACCUGCAGCUGAUCAGGUGUGUCUCAGCCUCGAGGAGUAACACUGAGAGUAUCCCAGCUUACAGGGAAAUCCCUGCCAUACAGCCAGCUGAAUAACAUGAGAGCUAAAAAAGGGUUCACUCAGGCUGUUAUUUAUGGGAUAAAGUGGUUGGCUUGAAGUCAAAGUACCUUUGUUAGAGAAGGUAAACAUGAGUCUUGUACCUGCAUCUUUCUUCCGUGAUAAAUGAGUUUUGGAAGAACCAUCUGCUAUUCAUGUGUUAAUUGUGUGGUUGGUAUCCCAGAUUCCACUUCCAUAUGCCUCAGUGCUCACCAUGUCACUCUGCUCCUGUGGGGGUUUGCAGAGAAAUGGUUGGAACAAAUGAAGGUCUUGGCCUGGUUAUGUCCAAGCCUAUACUGCAAAAUGAAGGAUAAGCAGGAAGCAGUUCUCAGCCCUGAGGCCAAGAGGCAGUGGAUGUCUUAUGCACACAUGGCUUAGGGUUCUAUUUUAAUUGGGUUGUAUCUGUGCUGUGUAACUGUGGACAAACAUGGUAUCUGUGGCCCUGAGUGGAGGGGUUUUUGUUUGUUUUGUAUACUUCAAGCUUAAAAGUCAUGGAAUUGUACAGCAACACUUGAUGCUCUUAAAUUUUUCAAGUUUCGUCAUACAUAAGGAGUUUCAGCCUGUUAAAAGUGGACCUUCCACAGGGAUAACAGACCUGUGAACCAUUCUGCUUACAGUGAAACCUCAGAUCUCUCUCUCAGCUCUGUUUGAGAGUUUGGAACAUCCAGCAAGGAGACCUCUCCUCGGCUUUGGUCCCUGUCAUCGCACUCUGGGUUUGUGUGGGCUUUCACCACCCAUCUUCAGGGGUAAAUGUGGAAGAGUGGGGUUACCCCAGUGUUGGUGCAGUGCCUCUUCAGAAGGUCAGAGCCACCCACUCUUGCCUUGAUCAGCCCCUCUGUAACUGCAGCCCAUGUGUGAGCUGAAGACAGCACUCAGCCCAGUUGCUUUUUGCUUCGUUGAAGAUCUGUCUCUCCUCAGAGGGAAUAUGCCUUGGGAUAUCGUCCUUCAGUAUUAACCAGAGACAUGCCAAAGUGUAUGACAAAACCCACAGGUAAUCCAGGAAUGGUAUUAGCCUUUUAAAGAAAUGAAGAUGCAGAAAACAUUUAUGUUCCUGCUUGACUUGAAUGUGGAAAAGAAGAUGGGAAUGUUUUUAAAGCAUCGGGGUGGGGUGUGGAAGACAGGAUAUUUUACUGCUGUUGAUGAUAUAUUCCAGAUCAGUGGUAGGAAUUAAUGAUACUGGGCUGGUGAGGAAGAGCCCUGUUUCUUAAUGCAGGAAGACAGACCUGAUGGUUCAAAAGAGGCAGCACUUACUUGCUCCAUGUGGUCUGCAGCUAUGGGAGAGCCUGCUGUGAGUGUAGAUGUCACACAAGGCGUGCAUAUGAGACAGGGCUUUUUGGCUAGCUGGGUUUAUCAGGUCUGUCUCCAGGUUGGUGCUGCUUCAUGUUCCUCCUCCAGACCAGAGAUCAUAACUAUCCAUGCAAAAAUGACCUUACACGGUGUGAUUUCUGCCUGCUUCUGUAGUAUUGUUAGAAUCUUCUGCUGAGGGUGUCCUGCAAGUAUCCUCUGCAGGUAAUGACCACAGGAGUGCUCACCUGGGCUCUCUCUCUGCUCUGCUUACCGUUCCUCUGCUUGUCACAGCUCACAGAUGGGGACAUUUCUCAGCACAGCCCCUCGUGUCACCCGUGCUUUAGCAGAGCAGUGUGUAGAAGCACUGAGCACAAGCACUGAUGGAAAAACAGCUGAAGAUAUUCCAAGUGAAGUACUCCAAGCACCUGUGGAAUGACUCCUCUGGGACCUCUCAUCAGCUUGUCAGGGGCAUCAUAAAUGAAGGGUACCUGAUGGGAAUUAGUUGCAUUGAGAUGUGAAUCACAGCUCUUACAGUGAGCAAGCUGAUCCCUAUGGAGGGACAGUAGGGAUGUGAGGAUGUACAAGGGCUCCAUGGUAAUAAGUACUAACACCCAAGAUAAGCAUACAAAUGCAAAGACAGCUGAAGAUCACUUACAGUGUAAGUAUAAAAGAAACUGCACUGGAGCUUAUUAACUGAUUUUUUUAUUUUUUUUUUUUGCCAAAAAUGCACUGAGCAUUAAUUUCCAGCUCUGUCACAGAACUGUAUGACUUGAUAGUGGAACAGUUUGGAGGAAGAGCUCACAAGGGUUUUGGACUUUGGAAAUUCUCCACAGAGAAUUUUUCCUGUGUUGAAGAACAUACUUCUGUUAGGAAGAUUGUACUAGUUUAAGAUUUAUGCACCUGUGGGUGCUUGAAUCACGUUGACUCAUUUGAGUAUAAUCUAGGUAAUAGAUCUGGGAAUUGGAAUUGUGUAGCAGUAUUUGGCUAAUAGAUAUAAUCUAAUGGCAAGCCUGGACACGGCUUGAUCUUAGCUCCUAUAUGCUGCAUCUGGGCAGAUGCAAAGGGAUUUGGGAAACAGCUGAAAUGAUGCCAGUAGUGCUGGAAAGCCAAAGCUGAUCUAGCUGAUAAAGGGAACCGAUCUGAAAAGCUCCAUGUUGUGUUUGGUGUAGCCUCCUGAUGAGCCAGAAUAUGCCUAUUGAUGUGGCUGAUGAGCUCGCUGGAGGAGGUUCAGCAAGACCAAGUGCCAGGUCCUGCACUUGGGUCACAACAACCCCAGGCAGCCCUUCAGGCUGGGGGAAGAGUCUGGAAGGAUGCCCAGCAGAAAAGGAUCUGGAGGUGAUGGUUGACAGCAGCUGAACAUGAGUCUGCCCCGGUGGCCAAGAAGGCCAGUGGCAUCCUGGCCUGUGUGAGAAACAAAGCCCACUCUUCCAAACGUUAAGAGUUUAAUAAGGGAUAACAAGGGACAGAUCAACAAAGCACAGUGCUCUGUGUGUGGCAACAGCCAGAAGCACACCCAGUUCUUUAGCAAGCAGUCCUUUAUACUGCUGCAGUUGCAUUACUUCACCAGAUGAUUUGCACAUUUCUUGGGGCCUGUUUACAACUCUGCCUCAGGCUGUCACAGCAUUGCAUAGUCCACAGCUACAGUCUCCAAGGGUCCCUCAGGGAGGCAGUCCAGGGUGGUCUUCUGAUGCCACUCUAGACUUAGAGAACUUACAGAAAAUACCAUAAAUGUAUUCUCCUUUUAUGGUAUUUUGUUCUCUGCCUUUGCUGUCUCGGUGUUAAAUAACCAUGUAGUUGUUGGCUUUCACUAAUUGGCUUUUGCAAAUUAUUAAAGUGGAUGCUGUGUUGUGCAUUACAACGUUAACUUUUGCAGAAGUAGCUGUAGUAGUGAAAUAAUAACAAAUACUUUUAUUUUUGUAAAUAACUGACAAUAAUGAGAAUAACUCAAAAUAUAUUUGUGAAAUAGCUAAUGUUGAUUUAAAGUACUUGUGGAAAUAGCCAAAACAGUCUGCAUGGUCAGAUAACUUUUAAGGAAUGGAUGGGAUGAGGAUCCCUGCUGCUGACUGUCAAUAAUUCUCACCUGCUGAAACAGAAUGGGGCUGUUGUGAGGAGGUGACACACAGCCCUCAAAACCACAUCCACGAUUACUGCAUGUACUCUAAAAAGGUGGGUCGGGGUCGAAGCAAGCUAAAGAAUUCCCAGAACAUGUAAACGAGUUCAAAGAAAUGUUUGAACAAGUAUAAUCUUUAUGAAUAUGUAUUUGGCCAAUGCAAUAUAAAAAGCAUAUAAGGAGAGUUAUUAUGGUUAGCUGAUGUGCCUCUGGCCAUAGCCAAGCACCCAGCACUGUUAUUGAUUUGUCCCUUUUAUCCCUUAUUAAACUUUUAAAAAUUUUGAAAAGUGGAGUUCAUUUCUCACACCUGGAUCAGCAAAAGUGUGGCCAGCAGGACCAGGGCAGUGAUUGUACCCUGUACUUGACCCUGGUGAGGCCACACCUCAAAUCCUGUGCUCAGUUUUGGGCCCUUAAAAUCAGUGUUAUGAAUGAGGUCCUAUAUGUCUAAUUUAAUAAACCACAAAAUUAGAAUUUAACAGCAGUUUUAAUUGAGUAGCAAUUUUAUAUAAAAUUAAUACAAUCAGGUAAGCAUGUGCAAAGUAAAUUUGGCAGUGAUUAUUUAAGUCUGAUUAAGGUUCUGAUAAGGCAUAAGCAAAACAGACCAGGGUACAAACCCGACCAGGCUUAGUGGGGGAUUUCUCACCCUGCCUCUCCUACCAAAAAACAAAGGAAUCCAAACACAACUUACAUACUGUAUGCUAAUACAUAUUCAUCAAUAUUUUCCCAUAAAUCUCCUCCUAUUUUCAAUUCUUGAAAUCUCCAUCACUGUCCUGCAUAGCACAUGCUCCACUUGUUUCCAAGGGGCCUUCUUGGCUCUUCGGUGGUCGCUUCUGGUGAAGGCUUCUCAUCAUCCUCGCUGUCCUUUGAACAACCCCUCAGGUUGCACAUGUACCCCAAGUCUCGUGUUAUAGAAGCCAGCAUUAUAUUCAAAAAAUAAGCCUUACUAUUUCAUAGAUACCUGGAAUCAUCCCAAUUUUGUGCAUUUCAAGGCUGAUCCCUUAAUUAUUCUGAGGCUGGGAUCCUUUUUGGGAUAUUGCUUAUCUCAGUACUCCAUCCUGUAUCCUAUUUUUUCAUGAACAUCUGAAAACAUCUGUUUUGUGACACUAAUUCUAUAUCCUUUUCCUCUGUUGCUUUUUAACAAAUACUUUCCAAAAUAUUGAUAUGGUUACAUUUGUUAGCACGAAUCAUAUUCUUUUUUCACAUCAGGAAGGACGUGGAGGGGCUGGAGCGUGUUCAGAGGAAGGCAGCAGAGCUGGGGAAAGGUCAGGAGCACACAUCCUGUGCAGAGCUGCUGGGGAAGCUGAGGGUGUUUAGUCUGGAGAAAAGAAGGCUCCCAGCUGACCCUGCCUGUGAAAAAUGACAAUCUCUUGUUUUUAAAAUUGUAGAAGUUUAAUAGUAAUAAAAUGGUUAUUAAAAUAGUAAUAAAAUUAGCGUAAUAAAAUUUUGGACAAUUAGGAUUAGGAUGAUACGAGACGAUAAAGAAUUAUGGACAGUCCGGGUACCUCUUUCUUGGCAAAAUAAGCUCCAAAAAAGGACACACGUUAACAGAGGAUUAACCCUUCAAAGCAACAGCCUGUUGCAUGUUCAUACAUCUCAUACAUGAUGCAUAAAUUCCAUUCAAACAAAGAACUCCGUCUGGUCAGUGUCAGCUUUUCCUCUUCAUCCUGAUGGCAUCUUCAGGGCUGAGCAAGGCAGGAAGAAGUUAGUUUCUUCUGAUAAAGGAGCAAUAAAUUCUUC